This is a messenger RNA of Gloeophyllum trabeum ATCC 11539, 1186 nucleotides long. Its product is annotated as PLP-dependent transferase. NCBI's taxonomy places the organism in Eukaryota, Fungi, Basidiomycota, Agaricomycetes, Gloeophyllales, Gloeophyllaceae. The transcript has 3 exons. Gene Ontology annotation, biological process: biosynthetic process. Gene Ontology annotation, molecular function: pyridoxal phosphate binding. The annotation marks the transcript as partial. The record is from RefSeq and is a predicted model, not a curated record.
AUGUCCUCAGGAUCCUCGCUAACCGCGCAGCUACAUGCCGCCCUAAAAUCCCGCGACGAGCGUAACAUCCGGCGCACACUUCCAAACCCGUCCCCAUCCCGCGUCCCUAACCUCGUCGACUUCUCCUCGAACGACUACCUUUCUCUCAGCAUUCACCCUCCCCUGCGAGCGCGCUUCCUCGACAAGCUCCAAAAUGCACCCCAAAUCCUUGGGUCAGGCGGCUCGCGCCUGCUCGUGAACGGGCAGGCACACACUGCCCUCGAAAGCCGCCUGGAGCGGUUCUUCAACGCGCCCAGUGCGCUCCUGUUCAACUCAGGCUUCGACGCGAACGUCGGGUUCUUCUCCACCGUCCCGCAGCACGGGGAUGCGGUGGUUACGGAUGAAGCGAUCCACGCGUCGGUGCACGACGGGAUCCGUGCCUCACGCGUCGGGAAAAGCGGGCAUCGUACAUUCUCUCACAACGAUCUACCAUCUCUAGAGACUCUGCUACAACAACUCCUGGCGGAUAACCUGACUCUCAAGGAUGGGCGGAAUAGCGUGUUCGUCGCGGUGGAGAGCCUAUACAGCAUGGACGGCACAUUCGCGCCUCUACCAGAUAUCGUAAGGUUAUUGGAGAGCUUGUUCCCAGCGCGGAACGCGUACCUCGUUGUAGACGAGGCGCACGCGACGGGUAUCUAUGGACCGCAAGGGCGCGGGCUGGUCGCGCACUACGGACUCGAGGACAGGGUCCUCGCCAGGCUGCACACGUUCGGGAAGGCGUUGGCGGGCACGGGCGCUGUGAUCCUAACGACGCCGUUGAUACGUGAUUACUUGCUCAACUACGCGCGCACGCUGAUAUACACCACUGCGCUCAGCUACCCGAAUAUCAUCGCCGUCGAGUGCGCCUUCGACAUGCUCGAGAACCGCGAAGCGGAAAAGCUCGCAACCCACCUCCUACACCUCUCCACGUUAUUCACCGCCCUCCUCCGCCCACGCCUCGCCUGCAUCCCAGCACACAUCCUCUCCCUCCCGGCCUCCCUGUUCUCUCCCCCCUUGCCUUCGCCCAUAAUCCCGCUGAUGACCUCUCGCCCGCGCCCGCUCUCCGCGUACCUCCUGCAACAAGGUAUGAAUGCGCGCCCGAUAACGUGGCCGACGGUGCCGAAGGACGCGGACCGCGUGCGCGUGUGUUUGCGCGCCGGGAUGGGGG